This is a messenger RNA of Clarias gariepinus (North African catfish), 3200 nucleotides long. RefSeq names its product ferredoxin reductase (gene fdxr). The transcript is spliced from 12 exons. Bases 431 to 1894 code for a protein of 487 amino acids. Gene Ontology annotation, biological process: ubiquinone biosynthetic process. NCBI's taxonomy places the organism in Eukaryota, Metazoa, Chordata, Actinopteri, Siluriformes, Clariidae. The record is from RefSeq and is a predicted model, not a curated record. Gene Ontology annotation, cellular component: mitochondrion.
AUCUUUUUGUGCGACGGAGCGGUUUGUGUUUACGGCGGUUGUAAAGAGUGUUUCAGUUUAUAAUUUGCAUAUAUGCAUGUUUUUUUUCUGUUGUUAUUAUAAAAUAACAAGUUGUAUGAGAAAGUGUAGCUUUAGAGAGCCAUGAGAUUGUUUUAAACUUUAAACUCGAUUAAUAGAUCAAAGUCCAGUUUAGGGUGAUAGAGAGAGAGAGAAUGUUUUGAGAGAAUGUUAUAAGAGUAACUGUUUUGUGCAGAAGAACCGGUUACAGAAGCAAAUGUGUUGGUCAUGAAUUAAUAUUUCUGUUUUUUUUUUAAGCUGAGGGAGUCCAUUACUGCAAAAACAGGAUUAAACGAGGGGAAAGGACCCCUAAUCAUCUUAUUCAAUCAGCUCAUUCAUUCAGCCAUCAAGUCGACUUUCUGAAUGUUUAAUCAUGAGAAACAUGAACAGAUCCUUUCUCACCUUGUACAGUCUGCUGCAGGCAUCAAGACCCACAUGUGCUCUUUCAUCAGCAGCAAUUAGGCUAUUGUCCACGGGUCCCUUGAGUCCAAAAGUGUGCAUCGUUGGAGGAGGACCAGCAGGCUUUUACACGGCACAACAUCUCCUUAAGGCCAGGAAUGACAUGUCUGUGGAUAUCUACGAGCGCCUGCCUGUCCCAUUUGGCCUGGUUCGAUUUGGAGUGGCUCCAGAUCACCCCGAGGUUAAGAACGUCAUUAACACAUUCACCCAGACGGCACAGCAUGAACGCUGCUCUUUCUAUGGCAAUGUCAGCAUAGGUACGGAUGUCAGUGUGGAGGAGCUAAAGAAAGCCUAUCAUGCUGUUGUGCUUAGUUAUGGAGCAGAAGCAGAUCGCUCUUUGGGAGUGCCUGGGGAAAACCUAGCUGGUGUCUUCUCAGCCAGAGAUUUUGUCGGAUGGUACAACGGGCUCCCUAGCAACAAAGAGCUGCGUCCAGACCUAAGCUGUGAGACUGCUGUGGUUUUGGGACAGGGCAACGUGGCAUUGGAUGUGGCCAGAAUCCUCUUGUCUCCGAUGGAUUUUCUACAGAAGACAGACAUUACGCAGCAGGCACUGGAGUCUCUUAAAGCCAGUCGGGUACGCCGGGUUCUGAUUGUGGGAAGAAGGGGUCCUCUGCAAAUUGCAUGUACUAUUAAGGAGGUGAGAGAAAUGAUGAACUUGCCUGAGACUAAGGCUGACAUGCUCCCUGGAGACUUUGAGGGCAUAGCUGAGGCUCUGAAAGAUCUUCCCAGACCUAGAAAGAGACUGACUGAGCUAAUUUUGAAGACUGUGAAAGAAGAUGAAAUGAGGCAUAGAGCCAACAAAAUCUGGGGUUUCCGUUUUCUGCGCAGUCCUGUGGAAGUGCUUCCAGACGCAGAUGGAAAAAAAAUAAAAGGGAUUCGUUUGUCUGUUAACAAGCUUAAGGGUUCAGGGGAGGAAGCUCGAGCUCUGCCCACAGGUCUAACUGAGAAUCUAGAGUGUGGGCUACUCAUCAGCAGUAUUGGGUACAAGAGCCUACCUAUCGAGCAUUCUGUGCCCUUUGACCCUCACUCUUCCACAGUGCCCAAUGACAUGGGCAGAGUCUCACAGACAGCAGGUCUGUACUGCAGCGGCUGGGUAAAGCGUGGGCCGACUGGUGUGAUUGCGACAACUAUGAAUGAUAGUUUUGAAACAGCGCGAAUGCUAUUGAAAGAUGUGGAUUUAGGAAGACUUGAUGUGUCUGUCAAGAAAGCUGGUGCUCAAGAGAUUACAGACUUACUGAAGAUUCGAGGAGUGAGAACAGUUUCAUUCUCGGAGUGGGAGAAAAUCAACACAGAGGAGAUACGGAGGGGAGAAGCUUUGGGAAAGUCCAGAGAAAAAGUCCUGGAUGUAAAAGAGAUGCUGGAACUAGCCUGGUCCUGAUCUAUCUGAUGUCCUCAAACUCCACCUUAAAGAACUAUGUGGUGAUUUGAUUAAGGUUUAUUUGAUGCCUUCUCUGCAUAUAAAGGAUACCAUGUUCUGAUGAAUGUUAAGUUUACAAUUUAUUUUUAGCUAUUACAUUGAACAGUAGAUCAAAAAGUCUGUCUAGACAUGUCCUGAUCUGGAGCCUGGAUGAGGAAUAAAGAAGUGAGUCAUGCUUUUAAUUAGUAAUUAUACAAAAAGCCUUAAGAACAGGUUUUUAAACCACAGGGUUGUAAAUCUAUCCAUGUUAAUAUUAUUACUACACAUAGAAAGUAGUUAAAAUAUAGUUUGUUUUAGGAGUAAAUUAUUGAUUCACCACUACAUUCAAUUUAGUUUUAGUUUAUAUAUCAUUUUUAACCAUGGCCAUUUGGAGGCCUGAAUCCCCUGUGAAUGCUUCUGUUGUAACUGGGAUUAAUCUCAUUUUGGCAGAUGUCAUUCUGGUUGGCUGCAUUUGUGGGUUGCAUAAGCACAUCUGUUUUCCACAUGUCUAUGUGACAUUAACUCAUAAAACAUAACACAAUGGCUGUAUUUACAUAUUUCUGCAUUAAGCAAAAUUAUAAAUGGGACAAAAAAAAAAAGAAUAAGAAUUUUUAAACCAAGGAAUGUUUCAAUUUAAAAGGACUUUAGUUCUUGUUUUAGUUUAAAUGUCUUAAAUGUCUACAACAGUUUGUUCCGACCGAGUUAUCCAAUUGGACUAGAGGCAUUCCAUGAGAGGUGAUAUACAAAGAGUGCAACAGUACUGGGAUGUUUAACUAUAUGAAUCAGUUGGCUUCACUGGUGUUUUAACAUCGUAUUAAUCAUUAAUUAAACUAACUGUUGGUCGCCGGCAUGGGUGAAAGUAGGUCUGUAUGGUUCACAGUUCUAGAAAGGGGAGAGAGCAGCUAAGCCUGCUAAAACCAGCCACAAUGUUCCAUACCAGCCACAGAAGCAAUUACAGCAAGAGUGUGCUUGCUUGCUUCACUUGGCUUUCUUCGUUACUAGACCAAGGAAAAUUUUGUGCUAAACUUUAACUUUGUAUUCCAACAUAACACUGUAUUUCGAUAUAGAUUUAUUUGAAUUGUCGCAGAUUUUUGCAACAUAUAGAAUUUUGUAUUAAGUUACUUAACCACCUCAUUAGCUGUAUUAACACUGGAAACCCAAAACCUGUGUAACACUCAAGUCACACACUGCAUAUUGAACUGUCACACUUAAUGCCCUAAGUAAUAAAUGCCAUGGUUUUAUGUAUGUAAAAAAUUUUCAUCAGCUAAUAAAUGUAUAUCAUCCAGGA